AUGAAAACGACAGAUUCAUCCAUUGGCAACAAGAAUAACAAAUGGACAUGUCUGAUUCACCUGACAUUUAUCAUUCUUCUCGUCUCUCUCUGUGUCAUUAUACCCGUUGUCAGCAAUACAGUUAGCGCCAUCCCGUAUUGGGCCAUCCUCAUCCUGUUCUUGGUGCCGUUUGCCAUCUACAUGUCUCUUUUGAUCAUCAGUCGAAAACUGAGUGCGGCGACAAACGUGCCUGUUGCCGACAUGGAACAAGAUCAAGAUGAAAUUACAGGUUUACAUCAGCAUAUCGUUGUGACAGAGGAGCAGGAGGAUGGCAAUGGUGAGGAUGAUGAUGAGGAGGGUGUGCCGUCAUCCAUAGACAAUACAAGCUACAACCCUUCCACUGUAGGUAUUCCUCCAAGCUCCUUCUUGGCACCUACCAUUCAUCAACAAGCAUCCAUCCGAUCCUCCAGCUUAGAGUAUACACCACCACCGCCAGCUUACCAAGACAUGAUGUAUCCACCUUCUUACCGAUCUACGAACUCGGCCAAAGACGAUAAUGUGUCUGUUGUGUAUUGA
Molecule: messenger RNA, 555 nt
Organism: Mucor velutinosus
Lineage: Eukaryota; Fungi; Mucoromycota; Mucoromycetes; Mucorales; Mucoraceae
Product: Rho GTPase activating protein
Exons: 1
Coding region: 1-555 (184 amino acids)
Source: RefSeq, a predicted model, not a curated record